CAAAUCAAAAAGUCUCGAUCGUCGUUGUCGUUGAGUCGCGAGUGUUUGUUCCGUGACAAGUGAUUAAUAUUUUUGCUGCGAAGUUAAACAUUCUUGUUUUCGACCAACUUCAAAGUGUGGGCAGUAAAAAAUAGUGUUUAUGUAACUAGAAGAAACCACAUAUAGAACAUUACAAACAUACCAACAGAACGGCUACAAAAAAUUCUGUAGUGAUCGGGGUGCAAGACACUGCCAGGCAAAAAAAGCUGCUGAUAAGAUUGUGCCUGCUACCAGCAUCGGUUCGAGUGUGUUCGAAGAGACAAAGCAUUAGCGAAAAUUGUAAACAGAGGACAUUAGAAGCACUUACUCAUUACCAAAAUACUGCGCAGAUAAGGCGGAAACAGCUUCAGUAAUGGUAGAACCAAUGUUCGAAUAUCAAUUCAGGCACAUUCUAAUUGGGGACAGCACAGUGGGAAAGUCCUCACUUCUCAAGUACUUCACGGAUGGCAAAUUUGCGGAGCUAUCCGAUCCCACUGUGGGGGUGGACUUUUUCGCUCACUUGAUCGAAGUUAAGGACGGUACCCGUAUCAAGCUGCAGCUGUGGGAUACCGCCGGUCAGGAGCGGUUCCGUUCAAUUACCAAGUCCUACUAUCGCAAUUCGGUCGGAGUACUGUUGGUGUAUGACAUAACCAAUCAUGCCAGUUUCGAACACAUUCCGCUGUGGAUGAUGGAAGCUAAACGGCACAUCGAACCGCAUAGGCCGGUUUUUGCUCUGGUAGGCUGCAAGCUAGAUUUAGUAAAUAAUGGUGUCCAGCGACGCGAAGUUAGCGUAGAGGAGGCCCGUUCCUUCGCUGAACAGAACGGGCUCAUUUUCGUGGAAACUUCGGCCCGCACCGGUGUCAAUGUGCGGGAGGCAUUCAAUCUUGUCACCCAGGAGGUCUACAACCGAAUCCAGACCGGUGAGUAUAAGGUCGAGGAUGGUUGGGAUGGCAUUAAGAAGGGCUUUCAGAGGCCAAAUAAUUUAGAUUUUAAUCUAGUUGUAGCGGAAACGGCGAGAAGCUCAUGUUGUUAAAUUUCCGAUAACUGGUAGCGGUUAAAUAUUUGUGUUAUUUAACUAAGUUCAACGACUCACAGAAUAGUCUAUGUAGAUCAAGAAAAAAUGGAACCCUUUGGACUGAUCCAAGUUUUAUAAUUUUGUUCCAUUGACUCAACCAUCUCUCAAAACGUCAAUAUCUUUAAGUGAUAAAUACCAAAACUAUAGCGACAAAUUUCACUAAAUAUGCUAGUUGGCUGAGAUGGGAUAAAUAUUUUCAGGUUAAGAUUGAAAUAUGGACCGUAAAGUUUAUUUGAUCUUUUUUCAAAUUGAUCGCCGCAUAUAUUUUGGAAAUACAAAAAAUGUGAUAUAUGGAAAUGAAAAGAUCUGGAUUGGCAUUGUUAGUAUGUGUGUUCAAUCCUGAGAAGGGUUUUGCGUUCCCUGCAAGUAUCUGCAGUUGAUAUUCAUUUGUAUUUUUUGUGGUGUUAGCUCGUCAGCAAUGUUUACUUUUAUGGUGCUGCUUUUAUUUUAUAUUUAUACAAACUAAAACAACGGCCAUUAUUUCAAAAUUCACAUCUUCCGUAGAAAGCCGUUUGUUCUAGUUAGUUUACAGUAACUUUAGUUUGUUUUCUGACUUCUUUGCAUGAUUUUAUUUCUGUAUAUUCAAAGGCUAAACAAACAAAAGCUAAGAACACAUUUUAUAUGUAUAUAGUAUGCUAAUUACUAAUUUAGUCAUGUAGUCGAUAGUAAAAAAAUAAUUUAAGAUAUUACUGGAAACCAUAAUAAAUUUUGCAACAUUAUAAAUUA
This is a messenger RNA of Topomyia yanbarensis, 1819 nucleotides long. RefSeq names its product ras-related protein Rab-39B (gene Rab39). The record is from RefSeq and is a predicted model, not a curated record. The transcript has 2 exons. Gene Ontology annotation, biological process: Rab protein signal transduction. Lineage: Eukaryota; Metazoa; Arthropoda; Insecta; Diptera; Culicidae. Bases 392 to 1051 code for a protein of 219 amino acids. Gene Ontology annotation, molecular function: GTP binding; GTPase activity. Gene Ontology annotation, cellular component: Golgi membrane.